This is a messenger RNA of Ipomoea triloba (trilobed morning glory), 2394 nucleotides long. RefSeq names its product NEDD8-activating enzyme E1 regulatory subunit AXR1-like. Gene Ontology annotation, biological process: protein neddylation. Gene Ontology annotation, molecular function: NEDD8 activating enzyme activity. Lineage: Eukaryota; Viridiplantae; Streptophyta; Magnoliopsida; Solanales; Convolvulaceae. The coding region runs from base 300 to 1871 and encodes 523 amino acids. The transcript has 16 exons. The record is from RefSeq and is a predicted model, not a curated record. Gene Ontology annotation, cellular component: cytoplasm.
GACCUUGACUACUCCACGACUUCUCCAAUCUCCACGGCUCGACGCCCUCACGCUCUCCGGGCGACGAUCUCCCUGAAGCUCAAGAGUCAGCCACGACAGCCAGUCGCUCAGUCAGCACCAAAUGCACUUUGAAGUUUGAACCAAUGACACUGCAAAUUUGAUUCAUACAAACCCUGCAUUAAAACCUCACUUGUUCAAAACCCAGCAUUGCCCAAUACCAAAAGCUCAGCCCUUCAGCUGCGUUAGCGUAGCGAGCAAGCCGAUUUCCUUUUCCACCUAUAUCUCCUGCACGCGGAACAAUGGCGGAACCCAAAGUAAAAUACGAUCGUCAGCUCAGGAUAUGGGGUGAUCAGGGACAGGCUGCCUUGGAGAAAGCCAGUAUAUGUUUACUUAAUUGUGGGCCUACUGGUUCUGAAACAUUAAAGAAUCUUGUUCUUGGUGGGGUUGGAAGUAUCACUGUUGUUGAUGGAUCUAAAGUGGAAGUUGGUGACCUUGGAAAUAACUUCAUGGUGGAUGAAUCAAAUGUUGGACAAUCCAAGGCAAGAUGCGUAUGCUCAUUUCUGCAAGAGCUAAAUGAUGCUGUUAAAGCCAGAUUCAUAGAGGAGUAUCCAAAGGAACUAAUUGAGACAAAUCCUUCUUUCUUUUCACAAUUCACCUUGGUUGUUGCUACACAGUUGAGUGAAGAUUCAAUGGUGAAAUUGGAUAGGAUCUGUCGGGAGGCAAAUGUCAUUUUAGUAUUUGCACGGUCCUAUGGACUCACUGGCCUUGUCAGGAUCAGUGUGAAGGAACAUACUGUGAUCGAGUCAAAGCCUGAUCAUUUUCUGGGCGACCUUCGGCUCAAUAAUCCGUGGCUAGAACUGCAAAGGUUUGCUGAAACAAUUGAUCUGAAUACAUUUGACCCUGUAAUUCAUAAGCAUACCCCAUAUGUUAUCAUUCUUGUAAAGUUGGCUGAGGAGUGGGUCAAAAGUCAUGAUGGAAAACUUCCAUCAACCAGGGAAGAGAAAAAGGCAUUCAAGGAUUUUAUUAAAUCCCGGAUGAUUGCAAUAGAUGAAGACAACUACAAAGAAGCAAUGGAAGCUUCAUUCAAAGUCUUUGCUUCUCGUGGAAUUAGUUCAAGCGUUCAGCAAAUAAUUAAUGACAACUUUGCUGAAGUAAAUUCUAAUUCAUCAGAAUUUUGGAUAAUGGUGGCAGCUUUGAAGGAGUUCAUAGCUAAUGAAGGCAAUGGAGAGGUACCUCUUGAGGGAUCAAUACCAGAUAUGACCUCCUCCACAGAGCUAUAUGUAAACCUACAAAAUGUCUACCAAGCCAAAGCUGAGGCUGAUUUUCUUGCUAUUGAGCAACGUGUGAGGGAUAUACUAAAGAGAAUUGGUAGAGAUCCAGGUAGCAUCUCAAAGGCAAGCAUAAAGAGCUUCUGUAAAAAUGCAAGAAAGCUCGCAGUUUGCAGAUAUCGCUCCAUUGAGGAGGAGUUCAACUCUCCUGCCCAACCAGAGUUGCAGAAGUAUCUCACAGAUGAAGAAUAUAGUAUUGCUGUGGGUUUCUAUAUUUUGCUUCGAGCAGCUGACCGCUUUGCUGCAAACUAUAAUAAAUUCCCUGGGCAACUAGACGGUGAGAUGGAUGAGGAUAUAUGCAGGUUGAAAACUACUGCCGUCAGCCUACUGAAUGACUUAGGUUGCAAUGGCUCCACCUUGACAGAGGACCUUAUUAAUGAGAUGUGCAGAUAUGGUGCUGCUGAGCUUCAUGCUGUAGCUGCCUUCAUUGGAGGAAUUGCAUCACAGGAGGUGAUCAAGCUAAUCACAAGACAAUUUGUUCCAAUGCCUGGGACGUUUAUCUUCAAUGGCAUUGACCACAAGUCUCAGCUGUUGUUCCUGUAGUAUUUGACAAGUGGUUGGCAAGGUGUUUCUUCAUUUGAUGGAGUGAGUGCAAAAUUUUUUGGCACAACUAUUUUUAGUAGAUGAACUUUAUCAGAGGAGGUGUGAUCAGUGUUGUUGAGGAUGAUACAUCAAAGUUGCAUUGCUUCAUUUGCUAAGAAAGUGGAAGAUUAUAAACUCAGCAUUUAUAAAGCGAUCAAUGAGACCAGGUUUUCCAAAGCAAACAAUGUCGAUUGACUGAAGCAGCUCGAGGACCAUUACCGGUUUACUAAUGAACCCUCCGAUAUACAACAUUUAGUUAACUUGUCUCCACCUCUGACAAAAUUCACUAAUCCCCUCUUCCCCACAUUCCUUAGUAUAAUUUCCACAACCUGCUUUCCAUGUGGUCCAUGCCCCAAUAGCGGUAACUUUGAGUGUUGCUUAAUGUUAACAUCAUUAUUGGAUUGAACUAAACCGUUCUCACUAGAUAUAUUCCAUUUUCAGCUAUAAUGGAAUCAAGAUCAGAUAUAUGAUCACUCACUGAAAA